This is a messenger RNA of Prorocentrum cordatum, 1849 nucleotides long. The record is from the annotation of a GenBank genome assembly. Lineage: Eukaryota; Dinophyceae; Prorocentrales; Prorocentraceae.
GUUGAGUCUUGGCAUGGCACUCUUUGAUCCCAGGGUCGAAGGUGGAGUGGAGCAGCGGUGAGACGAGCUAGCGCUGGUGAUCUACUACAUGGCUAUAUGAUUCGCUGUCCUGCCUCUGCCGCUCUCGCUGAUGACCAUUUGGGCGUACGGGCCUAGCCGCUGAUGUUCGUACGAUCCGUUUCCCAUUACAUCGACUGGUGCCAGACAAUGUUGAUCCUCAAUUGGUAGCGACUUUGCGGUCGCGGACGUGUUUUAUCGAGGCACGCAGGAAGACGCACACGAGUUCUUGAUGGAGUUGUUGAACCCGGACAGCGAAGAAGGCGGCGAUCAUUUUCCUCUUUGUGAACGCGGAGAAAUUGGUGUGCGGACGCGUCCACUGUGCUGGGCGCAGGAGGCGAGCUGCACAAUCACCACCACGUGCAGGGCGAGCGCCAUUUGAUCAUCCGCAAAGGGAUGCUGCUCCGCAUGAUCCGCUUCAUCAUCACCGGCGCUGAGGACCGACACGCCAGAACUCGUACCGCACAUUCAGUCGUUGCUUGACGCCACCAUGAUCCCCAGCCCGACGCAGAAGAACAGCAGGCUGCCGAUCCGGCUGUGCGCGAAGAAGGUGCUGCGGAACACGAACGGCAGGAUAUAUGCCAAGUACAGCGCGUUCCGAGAGCAGCUCCGCAGGAAGCGCGGCGCGUGCACGCCCGUCAGGGUGGCCACACACGAGCUCGCGGCAAGGAUGCAGUGCUUCCGCGCCCGCGCGCACGGCGGCAGGGAGACCUCCCGCGAGCUGGAGACGGACGUCAACGAGGCAUACCUGUGGCACGGCACGAAGUACGAAGCGGUCGAGCACAUCUUCUCAGAGGACUUCCACAUGGGGAAGAAGACGUUCGGCUUCUUCGGCGCGGGCCUGUAUUUUGCCGACUCGUGCGCGAAGGCGGAUGAGUACUCCACUCCGCACGAGCACAUGGCCGGCUGGUACAAGACCACGACCCACAACCUCGAGGUUGGCCAGAGCGUGUGUGUCAUGCUCCUCUGCAGGGUGAUUCUCGGCGAGGUCGACCGGGAGAGCAAGGCAGGCGACUACCGCGCGCUGGUGGGCAGCCCCACCAGCCACAAGUACGACUCGCUCUUCGGGGAGCGGGACGGGCACCGACGAGAGGUCAUCCUGUACCACGAGAGCGCGGUCUUCCCCGAGUUCUGCGUGCUGUACACUCGCGAAUACCAGCACGACAGCUCCGUCUCCUUCGAGGCCUCGCUGGCCCGGACGCGGAGUCUGAUCCUGGGCGAGCAGGCUCUCCGCGAGCCGCCGCCGGCCGCUCCGCCGGGCUCGGAGCACGCGGCGGCCGCCCCGGUCGAGGCACCUCUGGCCAGGGUGCCCGGUGAGGAGUCGGCUCGGCGCCUCGCGCCCGCGGCGGGCCAGGGCAGGCCUCCGCCGCUGGAGCCGCCCUGUGCCCCGCAGGGCGGCUGCUUGCCGCCCUGCUGCCCCCGGGGGUGACCGCCACCGCGCCCCCGGCGCCGCGGCGGCGCCGCCCCCCGCGCGGGCCGCCCGCGCCCGCGAGCAUCGCAGGCUCCACCGGAGGGCCUGGAGUGGAUUCCCCUGGCGCCGUUCCGCACCUCGCGGCGAGCCAGCAGGAGGAGCGCUGGAGGAGCCGCUGGGGCUCUCGUCGCGCGCGGCCGCCUGGCGCCCGCCGCCGCCCCGGCCCCGAGGAGCGGGGCCGCGCUUGGCGUCGGCCCAGGGACCGGCGAGGCUUCAGCGGCGGAGGCCAGCGGCCGCGCGGUCCGGACGUCGACCCCGGCGGCGUCGCCCGCGCCCGGAGCGCGGGCGCCGGCUCCGCCCUCCUCCUCCUCCUCCUCCUCC